GUUUCGACCAACUUGUUUGUCUUUACUGGAGCGUCCGGGUCGAAUACAGAACAGAAACAGUGGCCUGCCAUACUGCGACGAGCUCGAGGCGCUAAUGGCUCCAAGUUGGUGCCUCUACCAAAAGUGAUGGGGAAUCACAGCAACCGUAUAUCUCGUAAAUUCGACCGCAUCCCUUCGGAUGACAUACCUAUAAAAAGAAGUUGCCCUUCAAGGUGUUAGCACUGAGAUGGCGAUCUUCAAUCUGCCACCCAUCGCAACUCCUUGCGCACAAUUUCCACUUAGAAUGGAGCAGGAGUUCGCUGCCAGACUAGGUAUACACGGAAUCCAUAUGCGAAACAUACUGUCGUAGGUAAGCAGAGAGAUACAGCUAACACCACGACUGUAGUAUAAAUCCACGAGGCCCAGAUGAUCACACUCGAUGUCUUACUCCAAUUCUCCUAGGUUCAGUUGUCGGGAUGAUGAACAAUGGAUUAUGUCUCGAAUAAGCAAGAAUGGAGCCAACAGGCGAUCCUGUGUUUAUGGCCUUCUUUCAACUCGUCUCGACAUCAAGACCAACAUGAAUCUAGUCGACCUUCGGACAAAGCUAUCUUUUCUCGCCUCUCAUUACUCUACAUUUGUGUGUGCCUUUCUGGGUGUCAUAUUUCUCUCUCCUGACUACACCACUGCAAUCAUGAAGAUCUACCUGAAUUUCGCUUAUAUCUCUGUCGUUUUUAUCCACCUUCUCUCACUAAGCCUGGGUGACUUGUCUAACCAAAAACGCGUUGCUGGUAAUGGAGAAACGAACCGUCGAGAACCUCACACCAGACAGGAACAGUUCCCCGACGCGAGGGCAUGGACGAGCUGCCAAGCAGAUCCGACGUGCCCAGCCAAUAUGGCACACCCACGUCGAACCUUUGGCAGCCAUAAUCAUCAUCUUGAGAAGAGGAAUGCUAUUGAGAAAUCCGAUAUUGAUGAGGCCAUGGGAAAGCUGGAGAAGUCUCGUGAGGACUUCCGCAGUGCGGCAGACCAAGCUUAUCUGCACAUGAUCGAUGCUCGGUUGCUGCUGCAAAGUGUAUCCAUGGUCAUAGAAAUCAACGAUACACGGACCAUUACACCUACGUCGACGCCGGUGGCGAUCAGCCAGGAUGACACAGCGUCCUGGGCCGGAACAACAUCAAGGGGUACUGCGGACACCACUGACUUCUUCAUAACACCCACAGAGGGCACCUUUGACGAUAGCUCCCAGGCUCUCCCCAGCUCUUCAACUUCCAGUCCGAGUUACUUCCCCCAAACUCGCACUAGUUCCUCAACUUCCACUACGCGUUACUCUACAAUAACAGAGGCAGACGGAGACCUCACCUUGGUUCCCAUAACCCCGAGUUCCAGCCCAACGUCCAGUACCGCGAGUUCGUCACCUUAUACAUCUACAAAAGCAUAUACCAAUUCCAGGAUGUUCUCAUCUUAUUCAUUUAUGCCUUCGGCAUCCAGCAAUACCCAAGACGUGGUCUCGAUGACAACAUCCACGACUACUAUAAGGUCUACCACUACACUUACCACCACGAUUACUGUGCCAUCUCCAGAAUCAUCGGGUGACCCAGAUUAUAUACUGGACGACGAAUGUGGGCCUGAUGACAACUCAGCCACACCCAAUACAGCUGCGAGGUCUGGCACUGUUACUAGUUUGAUUAUCAUCAUGGGCACUUCCUCGUCCACUCCCUCGCCUGCGAACAUCGCAUACACAUACACAACCCAAAUGGGCUUUAUUCAACCAAGUUCUGGUCUCUCUGGAAAUGGAUGGCCCUCGCGGAGUAUGACAUACUCGCACAGCUUGACCUAUCGCUUCCCAACCCCAAACUUUCCGCUCCCGACAUCGGCUCGCUUGCGAUCCUCGAGUGAUUCUUAUUCCAGCAGCAGCACGCCUUUGGGCGGCUCGGCAAUGAUGGGGACCUCUCCUACAAGCAGCUUCGCCGCCAAGACAACCAGAAGUAGUAGCUCAACCAGAAAUACAACAACGACCGAAACAGUGAGGCUACCAGGGAGCCACCACCCAUCGUCGGGCCCACGGAGUAUGAAGGCCACCAGAUCCUUUGGCGGCGCCGCCUGGUCUUUACCCGUACCAUCCGAUACGCCAUGGGGAAAAUCAACGGCUGCCGCAACUGAAACUUUAUGCGGAACUGGUCAUACCCCUUUAAGCACUCAUUCUCACUCCCAUGGAAGCACAUCCAGCACCUUCAGAAGCUCGUUUUCGUCAAGUGCACAUUCGACCCCGUGCUCAAGCACAGGCAGAAGCAGUACUUAUUCUUCGUCAUCCUCGUCUUCUACAUCAAAAUCCCUGCUACCGACUGGCUCGUUCGUUCUCUCCACCACAUUCACCACGACUACGACCACGACUAUGACCACUGGAACCGCCGCAUUUUCGACAAUGACUUCAAGCUUGACGGGCUCCAGUGGCUCCACAAGUUCCUAGACAACUCGAGCGGCGCAGCCUGGGCUCGAUACGCUUAGGCAAGUUGGAUGGACGGAUUCCGUGAGAGCUGCUGAUAGCUUUACUAGAUAUCCCUGCUGGCAUGGGGGGUCCUGGAGCACGUGUUCCCAGGAAAUAUAUGUAAGCAUACCGCAGCAUGGAAACGGGUUCGAUUUGAAGUAUACGAAGCUACUUCGCGUAAUUGGUAUUUUUGGCGUGAAUGUAGACAGUUAUCUCCCUUCUUCACUCUUAAUGCUAGACUUCAG
Pseudomassariella vexata is the source of this 2709-nucleotide messenger RNA. RefSeq lists its product as uncharacterized. The record is from RefSeq and is a predicted model, not a curated record. The coding region runs from base 419 to 2446 and encodes 675 amino acids. Lineage: Eukaryota; Fungi; Ascomycota; Sordariomycetes; Amphisphaeriales; Pseudomassariaceae. The transcript is spliced from 3 exons.